GAACUACAUCUCCCACGAUGCAACAUGUCUGACGUCAGUAGCCGGAGUUCCGCGUGUCCGGAACUGUAGGUAAUAUUGGACGUUUAUAUGUAAUAUGAUGGAAAGUCGAGGAGUUUUAUCGAUUAUAUUUGACUUGGAUAACACGCUGGUCGAUACAGCUGGGGCAGGACGAAUUGCCAUUCAGAAGGUGUAUGAGCUGCUGAAGUCAACACAUGUGCAGGAAAACCACAUCACAGACAUCUGUAAUUGCUUUUUACGAAAGCUUCUUCAUGAAUCGUUUGACCCAUCAGAAGGAAAAACAAUAGAUGAUGUCAGGAUCCAUCACUGGUAUGAAGCCCUACAGGAGACACAGGGCACAGAUCCUGAUCCAGAUCUGGCCAGCAGCUGCUACUACAUGUGGAAGAACACACGUUUACAGGCGCUGACUCUGUCUCCUGAGGUUCGAUCUCUCCUGGAAGAACUGCAGAAAAAUUACAAACUGCUUCUGCUCACCAACGGCGAUACUCAGACGCAGUGGGAGAAGAUCGAAGCGGUGAGAUGUGAGGGUAUCUUUAGUGUGGUGGUAGUCGGAGGAGAUCAUCCUGAGCAGAAACCGGCGCUCUCCAUCUUCACUCACUGCUUCGAGUCUGCGGGAGUUCGGCCACAGGAUUGCAUCAUGGUGGGAGAUUCACUCAGUACAGACAUCCAGGGAGGCAUUAAUGCAGGAGUACGAGCAACCGUAUGGAUAAACAGUGACUGUAAAUCUCUCCCGCAGGGCUCUGUGACUCCAGACUACACUGUACCUAGUGUACUCAAUCUGAAUGAUGUUCUAGCUGAACUGAUGUUAAAAUGAUGUCUAGAUAUGUGGACCUAAAGAUGUACUUUUUUUUUUUAUUAUAAAGAGAAAUGUGAUGACUUAUGUCAGGUAAUUGGAGUUCACCCAAAAAUGAAGAUCAUUUAAAUGAAAUCUGAGAGAUUUCUCUCUCCUUUGAAAUUAUUCACCUAAGAGUCUGACGUUUCAAAAUGUUUAUUAAGAGAUUGUAAAAGAAAUCCAUAUGAAUCAAGCAGUUCAAUCCAAGUUCUCUGAAGAGACAUGAUCGUUUUAUAUGAUGAACAUAUUUAAUUUAAUAUAAACAUUGAUCAGUGAACAUAAACAGAAGCUCAGCUUGCUUUAACAUCAGAAUUUAGUAGCCUAUAUAUUAUGGUAAUUCCAACAUGGCACACCUUUAUCUUUAUAACCUCAUAACUGGACAAUUUAAGUUGUGAAAUAAAUUAAUCAUGGGUGAUGUAUGUCUUUAGGUAUAUGUGUUCAGCAGUGUUGGGUGUAAGUAAUUACUAAGUAAUCUACUGUAAUUUAAUUAUUUUCUUGAAAAAGUAAAGUAAUAACUUAAUUUUUUUCUGUAAUUUAAUUACAGUUACUUCUGAUGUAAUUGCAUUAAAUACUGUAUAGACUAUAGAAGAAUUCUAUUUGAAUACUUUGGUCAGUUCAAGAAUAAUGUAUGCAGUUAUAUACUGUUUAUUUAAAAGAAUCAGAAGUGCAGUUUUGUGUCUAUCCUUGUAUUGUUCAACUGGUCAAGGUCGAUAUGUAAUUAGUAAUAAGUAAUCUAAUGACACUGUUGACGAUGUAAUUAAUAGCUACUAAUUAAUUCCUUUUUAGAGUAACUUCCUUAACACUGGCGGUAAUCAUGCGAGCAGAUGGAGAAAACACUGGCUAUUCCACCAAUGCUCAGUUUGUGCAGUAAAGCUUGCGUGGGCUCAACAUCAUGAUUGUUGAAUGGAGUAUUAAAUUAUAUAACACGACAAGAA
Messenger RNA from Ctenopharyngodon idella (grass carp), 1785 nucleotides. RefSeq names its product N-acetylneuraminic acid phosphatase (gene nanp). The coding region runs from base 95 to 832 and encodes 245 amino acids. Gene Ontology annotation, molecular function: hydrolase activity. The transcript is spliced from 2 exons. Lineage: Eukaryota; Metazoa; Chordata; Actinopteri; Cypriniformes; Xenocyprididae. The record is from RefSeq and is a predicted model, not a curated record.